Molecule: messenger RNA, 3987 nt
Organism: Seriola dumerili (greater amberjack)
Lineage: Eukaryota; Metazoa; Chordata; Actinopteri; Carangiformes; Carangidae
Gene: mocos
Product: molybdenum cofactor sulfurase
Exons: 15
Coding region: 117-2630 (837 amino acids)
Biological process (GO): Mo-molybdopterin cofactor biosynthetic process
Molecular function (GO): pyridoxal phosphate binding; molybdenum cofactor sulfurtransferase activity; molybdenum ion binding
Source: RefSeq, a predicted model, not a curated record
UAAAGCUUAGACUUAGACCCAGCAAAAUGUCAAUGAGGACAGGACGGUGGUUUGUGUGUGUUGAAAUGGCUGAGGCAUCAGCAGUCCCGCGGUGUGUUCUGUAGCUCUCAGGGUCGAUGGAUUUCCAAAACCUCUGCACUUUUGAAACUUUCCAGCAGGUUUGGACUCACUACGGUUAUGAGGCGGAUUUAGAGGAAGUGAUCGAGCAGGAGUUCACACGAAUUAAAGGAAUAACAUAUCUGGAUCAUGCAGGAACUACUCUGUACCCAGAGUCUCUGGUCAGGGACUACAGCUUGGACAUUACAAGGAACGUUUAUGGAAAUCCUCACAGCUAUAACCCCAGCAGCAGACUGACACAUGACACCAUGGAGAGGGUCAGAUACAGGGUAUUGCAGCAUUUUAACGCCCCCUCGGAGGAGUACUCUGUGAUUUUCACUUCUGGAUGUACAGCCGCUCUCAAAUUAGUGGCCGAGAGCUUUCCCUGGAGGCUGCAGACUGAAGGCGAGGCGGGGAGUCACUUCUGCUAUCUCACUGACUGCCAUACCUCUGUAGUUGGCAUACGAGGACUGACUUCUAGCCAGGGAGUAGUUGUGCUGCCUGUCUCCCCGCAGGAGGUGGAAAACAGGGCAAAGGAUGUGGCUCAAGGUGAAGAUGUUAUUUGCCAGACGCUGCACCUCUUCUGCUACCCAGCACAGAGCAACUUCUCUGGGAGGAAGUAUCCCCUUAGCCAUGUGAAAGGCAUCCAGGCGAGACGCCUUUACCCAGCAUGUGACCACCGAGGCCGCUGGCUUGUGCUGCUGGAUGCUGCCUCUCAUGUCAGCUGUUCCCCUCUAAACCUACAGGACUGCCCCGCUGAUUUCAUUCCCAUCUCCUUCUACAAGAUGUUUGGCUUCCCUACAGGGCUGGGGGCCCUUCUUGUCCGUAACGACGCAGCAGGCAUACUAAAAAAGACUUAUUUUGGAGGAGGCACAGCAGCAGCUUACCUUUCUGGAGAAGAUUAUUAUGUGCAUUCAGCAAACAUUUCUGACAGGUUUGAAGAUGGGACUGUCUCUUUCUUGGACAUUAUUGCUCUAAAUCACAGUUUUGACGCUCUUUACAAGAUCACAGGGGGCAUGCACAACAUCCAACAGCACACCUUUGGCUUGGCACGCUACACUUACAUGCUGCUGUCAAGUCUUUGCCAUGGCAACGGGAGACCAGUGGCUCGAAUCUACACUGACGGCCAGUUUGAGAGUCCAGGCACACAGGGCGCAAUCCUAAACUUCAACCUCAUGGAUUCUCAUGGACAGAUAAUUGGGUAUUCUCAGGUGGACCGAAUGGCCAGUCUGUACAAUAUUCACGUGCGCACGGGCUGCUUCUGCAACACCGGGGCCUGUCAGUCUUUCCUCGGGAUCACCAAUCAGCAGAUGAAGAGAAACCUGCAGGCCGGCCACGUCUGUGGAGACAGCAUCGACCUGGUGGACGGCCAGCCGACCGGAUCUGUUCGCGUGUCCUUUGGCUACAUGUCGACAUUUGAAGACUGUCAAAAGUUCCUGAACUUUGUUGCUGAGUGCUUUGUAGAGAAACCGGUCACGGUGGAUCAAGUGCGACUCCAGAAGCUAAAAACAACAACAGCAGCGUCCGAGGGCUCAAAUGAAGAUCCUCCUAUCAAAUUGACUAAUGGAGAAAUAUGUAAAGUAGAUGAGAAGGAGCCCACAGCAGCAUCACUGAAGGGAUUUGGACACCGAGACUCAAACAGCCACGGGGAGGCUUAUACUCUCACCAAUAUCUACAUAUAUCCCAUCAAAUCGUGUGCAGCAUAUGAGGUCCACGACUGGCCAGUGGGACCGCUGGGUUUACUAUAUGACAGAGGCUGGAUGGUGGUGAAUGGAAACGGCGUGUGCCUGAGUCAGAAGAGAGAGACACGUUUAUGCCUCAUUCGCCCACAAGUCCACCUGCCCUCAAACAAAUUGCUCCUGCAGGCAUCAGGGAUGGAUACCAUUUCUGUUCCCUUGGAAAACAACGCUCAAAAGCAUCCAAGCUACCGGGUGUGUCAGAGUAAAGUUUGUGGUGACAGGGUGGAGACUGUCGACUGUGGGGAUGAGGCUGCAUCAUGGCUUUCAGACUUCCUUGGACAGCCAUGCCGCCUGAUAAGACAAAGUCCUUAUUUCACCCGAGACAUCAAGAAGAGGCCUAGCGGAGCUGCCUCCUCCGCGUCCCUCUCCCUGGUGAAUGAAGCUCAGUAUCUCAUGAUCAGUCGUGCCAGUGUGGAGCUCAUUCAGAAAGAAAUGAGCAGCAGGCAGGACUAUUCUGAGGGCAAUCAGCUCCUUGACACACAGAAUGUCAUUAGCCGCUUCCGAGCCAAUUUAGUCAUCACUGGAGUAGAACCAUUUGAGGAAGAUAAUUGGUCACACUUGAUUAUUGGCAACACUCAAUUCGUGGUUGCAGGUCAGUGUGGAAGGUGCCAGAUGGUUGGAGUAGACCAGGAAACUGGGACCAAAACAAAAGAGCCACUGAUGUCCCUGUCAGCUUACCGCAGUGGGAAGGUGACCUUUGGUGUGUACCUGACCCAUCAGCUACCAAAGGGUUCCCCUGCAGCCAGUGUCCUCACUGUUGGCUCCCUCCUAAAGCCAGAGUCAAAGGGUUCUUGAAGUGGUCAUCUGCAUCAACAUCCUCUUUUAUUUAUUUUGUCAACAUAUUUGAUGUAGCAGUCAUUUCUGCACUGCAUGUCCUAAAGAUCACCUGUCAUACACUGUGGGGUGUUUCUGUAGAUGCUGCUCUUUUCUGUCUGUGUCGCCCUGAUGUCUUUUGUCCUCUCAAGCAUCCUUUUCGUGCCUGAGUGUUCAGAUUUUAUUCAAUCUGAGUCUGUUUUGAUGGGAAAUUAAUUAGAUUUCUGGAUUUUUCUCCCAUGGUGAUGUUUUUAAAGUGUGUGGAGUAAAGUAGAUGUGAAGCAUUAAUUGCAUGACAAAAUUAGAAAUUGAAUUUUUUACUGUUAUUUUAGCCAAAACAUGUCAGGCUUGAUGCUUUAAUCACUGUUCAAGUUAACCUCCCAGACAGUUCUUCCACUGUUUCUCCCCAUGGAGGUUUAUAUUGCUAUUUAUUCCAAACACAACACUGUUGCUGCUGCCAGAGAUCUGAGACAUAUUGCUCCUUGUAAUGAAAAAAAAAAAGGCUACCAGACACUCAGCGCUCAGUGUAUGCUCCCAAAGUGAUGCUGACUUGGACAUAAUAGUUUGUCAGAAAGCGUAAUAAUUUGAGGUAGAAGAUAGAAAAUUUGUAAUUCCUGAGAAAAACAGUGAGGUUAGACAUCUUGGCACCAGAAAUUAUAUGUUCAGCUUGACAUGCUUGUACAUAAAGUACGUGUGUGCUCAAAUGAUCUGUCAACGUCUUGCAGUUAAAUUGGUCCUAUAUGCUCACCUGUGGUGCAGUUACAAGAGUGAGACGAGGUGGUUGCUGUGUAUCCCAAUGUUUCGUACUGCUAAUAGCAUGUUUGUCAGUAUGUGUGUGCCCAAGGCCUCCCAGACAAAAGCUGAACAAAAUAUAUAGACGGAUGACAAAUGAAGUAAAAGUAAAUGCCUAUCUAAUGUGGUGUUAUGCGGUAUUUCGAUGACGGUGGUGGACAGUGCUGUCUAGCACGUCACUCCCCAAUCCCGAUUUGGUUGAGAUCUGGUGACUUCAUAGGCCAUCGCAUAUGAUUCACCUAAUUUUCAUACUCAUCAACUCCUUCGGUGACUCAUCUGCUCUGGUUGUUUUUUUUAAUAUGCCACAUCUCUACCUCUUACAAAUACACAGACUCUUGCACUGGUGCAGCAGUCUGUGCACUCUAACAAUGAUUGUUGCUGAGAAGUUUCUAAUUGUUUUUAAUCAGUGAUGUAUGUGUGUUUGAUUUAUUAAUUUUUUACCAUGAACAUUUAAAGUGUGAAAUAAAAUGAAUAGAUUUCCAGAACCUUGCAAAAUACCUGAUUUUAAAUUAAAUAAAACAGCAGAAGGCAUUGCGUCGUAUAUAUA